Messenger RNA from Cryptotermes secundus, 1320 nucleotides. RefSeq lists its product as uncharacterized. The transcript has 3 exons. Lineage: Eukaryota; Metazoa; Arthropoda; Insecta; Blattodea; Kalotermitidae. The record is from RefSeq and is a predicted model, not a curated record. Bases 474 to 866 code for a protein of 130 amino acids.
GAAUUCUGAAUACAAUCUGAACAGUGAAAUUGCGCAAGAAAAACUGUUUUCAUUACAUAAUGAACAUGAAUUCUAUAUUAGUUUUAUUAUUUUUAAUUUACUUAGCACGUGUUUGGCUAUAAAAUUAACUUCAAAUCCAUUUUACGUUUGAAUACUUAUUGACUAAUCGUAGUAUAUAACUAAGAGCUUCCAUUGGAGUUCUUCUACUUAACUGACUUACUGUUCGACUAUCGGCUCAUAGCGAGCAACGGUCACCCCAUGUAAGCGAUACCUAGGCUUCGUCUGUAAUCAUAAAUCCUGGAAUUGAAAUCUGUGUGACUUAAAUAAUACACGGGUCGCUCUCUUUAAGUUUGCGACAAGAUAUAGUGUUCAGUAAGUCAGUAUUUCGUUUCUUGAGUCAGAUUCAGUUCCAUCCCAUUUCCUUCUUGAGACAAUGAGAGUCAGUCAGAUGAGCGAGACGUUCUCCACCUUUCAUGGAAUCCGAAAGCCCACAAUCGGGCUCAUACAAUUUUAACCUGAGCCUGUGGAAUCCAAUCCACGAUUUUGCACUCUGCUUCUUUAAGACCAAGGUGUCUGUUAAAUUCUCUGAGUGCACUUCCGGAAUUACUGAUGAGGACACGAAAUACGCCACAGCAAACGGACAUCUUGCACAAGACAUGGCGCUGAAUGGAAGCGUGCAUAUGUUUGCAGCGAACGGCACAUCGCCAAAGUGGCUGUUCUACAAGGGUGAAUUCAAUCUUGACGUCCAGACAUACAGCGCACAGAAUCUCUCGGAUGUUCGUAAAAUUGUGUUCGAUAUUUCUUAUAAGCUGAAUAACAAGACAUUCUGCCUACAGCUGGAGGAGUAUCGACAUAAUUUUACUUGAGUCUAUAUACGUCAUAAGAAUUUUAAUUUUUGAUUUAUUUAAUAAUAAUGCCCCUCAUAUUUGUUGUAUAAAAUAAAAGACAAAAAUAAAAGUUACAUUUCAUACCUAGCAAGAGAAUAUAUCCUCCUAAGGGGCCGGAAUAGCUCAGUCAUAUUAGGAUGCUAGCUGGAUGACUGGAGAAUCGGAGUUUGAUUCCAGGCGAAGACGAGCAUUUUCUGUUCCUUACAUCAUCCAGACCGACCCUGAGAUCCAUCUAGCGUACUAUUUAAUGGGCUCUUUCUCCCGCGGUAAAGUGGCCGGGACAUGUAGCUGAUUACUGACCUCCACCCACUGGCGAGAUUAAGAAUGCGUGGAGCUCUACCUCAAUUACUUAAUACGUCUUAAUGACCUUGUGCUUAAUUAGGCAUGUGGGCAAAUUUACCUUCGCAUUUACCUAUUAAGAGGACAUGGAACG